This is a messenger RNA of Salmo salar (Atlantic salmon), 4443 nucleotides long. Its product is annotated as protein phosphatase 1H. The record is from RefSeq and is a predicted model, not a curated record. NCBI's taxonomy places the organism in Eukaryota, Metazoa, Chordata, Actinopteri, Salmoniformes, Salmonidae. Gene Ontology annotation, molecular function: [pyruvate dehydrogenase (acetyl-transferring)]-phosphatase activity. Gene Ontology annotation, cellular component: mitochondrion. Gene Ontology annotation, biological process: protein dephosphorylation.
UGCUCGUGCGGUGGCCCUGGCGACCAAAUCCAGCAGCUUGAUAGGCUGGAAUCACAUGACUCUGUUAAUCGGGAGUGUAUUUCCGCGUCCACAAGAGGACUUUAGCUCUCUCUCCAGCGGCUUUGAAUAAAAUCCUGAAUCGGAGGAGGUAUUUUUUGCAUCCAUCGCGCUGUCGUCGAAACGUGUCGCCGAGCUGGGAGGAAAUUCGGGAAAGGGGAGCCGCGCCGGAGCACCGCACAGCACCGACACACGACGCGGCACGAACAUGCUCACUCGGGUUAAAUCUGCGGUGGCCAAUUUCAUGGGAGGCGUUGUGGCUGGUGGCGCUGAAGGUGACUAUUCCGGAUCAGAACUGCCGCUGAAAUUCCCCUACACGAGACCCGAGUUCCUAGGACUGACCCAGGAAGAAAUCGAGUGCUCCGCAGAUCACAUCGGGCGGCCGAUUCUCAUCCUCAAAGAGAAGAAGAGAUUGCCGUGGGCCACUGGUUACGCAGAGGUGAUCAACGCAGGUAAGAGUUCCCUGAAUGAGGACCAGGCGUGUUGUGAGGUGGUGGUGGUGAGAAAGAGACCAGGAGACUCCACCACCCCCAUUAAGACCCCCACCGCCAAGAGAAGAUCCUCGCUGCCCAACGGAGAAGACCUGGGGUUGAAGGAGAACAGCGCUGACUCAGAGAGUCUGGUAUUCUACUACUGGGCAUUGUUCGACGGCCACGCUGGCUCCGGGGCUGCAGUUGUGGCCUCCAAGCUCCUCCAACACCACAUCGUCAAGCAUCUCCAGUCUGUCCUCGAGGUCCUAAGGAACCAUGUCGUUUUACCACCCACCAUCUUCGGUGAGGAGUCUAACCACCACAUGACCCCCGGGAUCCACCGGGCCACUCUGACCCGGGCCGCAUCACUCCGUGGAGCCGUUGGCGCCCCCAGCUCCCCCUGCACCCCUCCACCACAGAGGUUCUUCACAGAGAAGAAGAUCCAGCACGAUAGCCUGGUGAUGGGAGCCAUGGAGAACGCCUUCAAGGAGAUGGAUGCCCAGAUAGAGAGGGAGAAGCAGGUGUAUAACAUCACUGGGGGAUGCACAGCACUGUGUGUUGUUUAUCUGCUUGGAAAGCUAUAUGUGGGAAACGCAGGAGACAGCAGGGCGAUCAUUAUAAGGGACGGGAAGGUCAUACCCAUGUCCACAGAGUUCACUCCAGAGUCAGAGAGACAACGGCUACAGUUCCUGGGCUUCAUGCAGCCUCACCUAUUGGGAGGAGAGUUCACCCAUCUGGAGUUCCCCAGGAGAGUACAGAGGAAGGAGGUGGGCAAGAGGAUGCUCUACAGAGACUUCACAAUGAAUGGAUGGGCGUAUAAAACCAUAGAAGAUGAGGACCUGAGGUUCCCACUGGUCUACGGCGAAGGGAAAAAGGCCAGAGUAAUGGCCACUAUAGGAGUGACCAGAGGCCUUGGUGACCAUGAUCUUAAAGUCCACGAUUCCAACAUCUACAUCAAGCCUUUCCUGUCCUGCUGUCCAGAGGUGACGGUGUACAACCUAAACCAAUACGAGCACGGUGCUGACGACGUCCUGGUGAUGGGAACAGAUGGCCUCUGGGACGUCCUGUCCAACAAGGAAGUCAACGAAUCAGUCUCCACCUUCUUGGCCAACUGUGACCCUGACGACAUAAACAGGUACACGAUGGCUGCUCAGGAUCUGGUGAUGAGAGCGCGGGGAGUACUAAAGGACCGAAGCUGGCGGAUCACUAAUGAACGGCUGGGAUCUGGAGACGACAUCUCGUGUUACAUCAUCCCUCUGAUGUACGGAAACCGCCAGCCCUAGAACCACCUACAGGCCAUGAAUGGAGCAGACUCCCAUCUCUAUGGCAGGUUCCCUCCUCAACCAGCAGUACUGUACCCCUCUCUUUUUGACUCUCUCUCUGUGUGUGUCACCCCCCUCUCAGUGCUGUACUAUAAGUGAUAUUCAAGAAACGAAUCCUUCAAGAUGUUACAAUGUUCCCUUCUUCCCUAAACGGGUAUGAGCUUCAGAUUGUGGUAUGUGACCUGAGAUCCCAGUCAUGUGAUGCUGGACUGUGCUGACCUGUGCAGCUUUGUUUCCUGCUUUGCCACAGUGUGGCUUCAGAGGAGUCACUUCCUGAAGUACAGUAUUUCUUUCAGACCUACCAAGGCUCCGUACAGACAGGUGUUUGUCUGGCAGAAAAUGGUUUCUACUAAAAGUAUUAUGUAUGUCGCUUUCUAAAACAUCUCACUCAUCUCAACUGGAAAGGGAGGCUGAACUUAGUGAAGAUCAAAUGUUUUUACUUGAUGUAGCCUAUGUAAUGGAGAUAGAUUCUGUAUCCCUGACCAUAAUCUGACUGAGCAAAGUGCAAUAGUUUACUAUGGUACUGUUUCUUUAGGACUUGAUCUUGUUGUUUUUCCUCAUUGGUGUAAAAAUGGUCAUAGUCAUUCAAAAAAAACAUUAUGUUAAGAGUUCUAUUUUAUAAUAUAUUCAUAGACCAAGACCCAAGUUCUGUUACAAAUCUUAUGAUGUAGCUGUAUAUUUAUUUCUGUUCAUCACCCUGUUAGAUCAUUAUUUUAGGCUGAUAAUGUUCAAGAUGUUUAUUUGCAUGUAAUGCUGCUUGCUUUGGGAAAUUGAUGGAGAUUGGGUUCAGUCUGAACUACUAUACCUAAGAAAAGAGAUCUCUUUGCUGAAGGAUGUUUUUAGGUUUCAUAUACUAAAUGGAUUAUUAAGUAGGUUGGCCUACACCAUUGCCACUUCAGUUUGUGCCAUUUUAUGCAUAUUUUACUUUUCAAUAUUGUAAGAGGAUUUAUUUAUACUGACUGAUGUAUUGUCAGACUUGAUCCUUCAAUUCAGUGCCAGUAAUCCACAUGUCAUACUGCACCAUUGUUUUAUUUUCAUUCAUACCAUGAUAAAACAUAUGAAUUGAUGUAAACAUACUAUAUAAUUUCCUACAUGUUACAUUACAUAUUUUGGGGACAUUGUCAGCUUUGAUGUAUUGUUGAUGGUGGCUGAAGUUCUGGAUGAAGUUUUCACAGAUGCUGUGCUCGAAGAUGGUUUCCUAACAUAAGAUACUUGACUCUGCUAUCUACCCAUCAGUAGACCAUGUGCUACAUUUAGGGCUAUUUCCAAUCAGAUAGGCCUUAACCCACGAUAACCGACAACUGCAUAGCAGUUUGUGUUUUUAUUGAGAUUAUUUUAGAGGUGUAACAUCGUUGGAGCUGUCAAAUCAGCAAGUGACUCCUGGCGUUAUACCUAUCGCAGACAUUGCCAUUGGAUGCACGAGUCGCAUUAGUCUAAAUCCCAUGCAGCCUUGUUUCAAGCGCAAACAUUGGAAUGUGUGUUGUAAUCUACACCUCAAUUAGGCUGAAAUCAAUUCCUUAUUCAUUUGUUUAAUGAGUUUCAAUUUGAGUGUCACUUUCUAUAUAGCCUACACUUUCUCAUUCUGAACUUCGAAUGCGGGUGGGUUUUAUAGACAGGUGUGGUUUCGUGACAUGAUGACAAGAGCUGCUCCAACACCUCUAACAUCACCUAAACAAAAGCAAGAAAAUGGCUAUGCAGUUGUUGGUCAUGGCAGGUUUAUGCUGAAACUGAUUGAAUAGGCCUGAAAGGUCUUGCACAGUCAAAAUCAUGUUUAUGAAAUUUGAUGAUAUUGAUGAGGAUGUUUUUUCACUCCUCAAUUGUCCAGUGUUGGUGAUCACGUGCCCACUGGAGCCGCCGCUUCUUGUUUUUAGCUGAUAGGAGUGGAACAUGGUGUGGUCAUCUUCUGUAAUAGCCUAUCCUUGACGAGGAUUGACAAGUUGUGCUUUCCGAGAUGCCGUUCUGCACACUACUGUUGUACUGCGCCGUUAUUUGUCUGUUUGCGGCCAUCAUGAUAGCUUGUACGAUUCUUGCCAUUCUCCUUUGACCUCUCUCAUUAACAAGCUGUUUUCGCCCACAGGACUGCCGCUGACUGGAUAUUUUUGGUUUGCCGCAACAUUCACGGUAAACCCUAGACUCUGUCAUUUGUGAAAAGCUCAGUAGGGCGGCCGUUUCUGUGAUACUGGAUCUGGUGCGCCUGGCACAGACGAUCAUACCACGCUCAAAGUUGUAUAGGUCACUUGUUUUGCUCAUUCUGACAUUCAAUUGAACAGAAACUGAAUGGCACAAUGCCUGUCUGCCUACUUUAUAUAGCAAGCCACAGCCAUGUGACCUAGUGUCUGUAGGAGCAUUUUUUGUGAAACCAUGUGCCAUUGCUUUGUGUAUCAGCAAAUUUACUUGAGAUAAUCUCACCCCAACACUGCGUCCAUGUUGCUUGACAUACAGUUGAAGUCAGAAGUUUACAUACACUUAGGUUGGAGUCAUUAAAACUUGUUUCUUUAACCACUCCACAAAUUUCUUGUUAACAAUCUUUAGUUUUGGCAAGUCGAUUAGGACAUCUACUUUCUGCAUGACAAGUCAUUUUUCCAACAAUUGUU